AGUUUUUUGACAGCGGCAAAUUUCGCUUCAUUUUUGCUAAUAGCUCUUUUCCGUUCAAUCACUUUAAUUGACUAAACUGAAAAGAAAUGGCUGGCAAAGCACUCAAUAUUGGUGAUCAGUUUCCCAAUUUCGAGGCUCAGACCAAUUUGGGCAAGAUCGAUUUCUAUGACUGGAUGUCGGAUAGUUGGGCCAUACUCUUUUCUCACCCGGCUGAUUUUACACCUGUUUGCACCACGGAACUUGCACGGGUGGCACAAUUAAUUCCCGAGUUUGUUAAUCGUGGCAUUAAACCAAUUGCUUUGUCCUGCGACACGGCAGAUUCGCACAACGCUUGGAUUGAGGACAUUAAAAGCUAUGGCAAACUGGCGAGCUUUGAUUAUCCCAUCAUUGCCGAUGACAAGCGUGAGUUGGCCCUGAAGCUAAAUAUGCUGGACAAGGAUGAGCUAAAUGCGGCAGGCAUACCGCUCACCUGUCGCGCCGUCUUCGUCAUCGAUGAGAAGAAAAAGCUGCGCUUAUCCAUAUUAUACCCAGCCACCACGGGACGCAAUUUUGAUGAAAUUCUGCGCGUCAUCGACUCGGUGCAGCUGACACAAACUAAGAGCGUGGCGACGCCAGCAGAUUGGCAACAGGGCGGCAAGUGCAUGGUGCUGCCCACUGUGCAAGCGACCGAUGUGCCAAAGCUUUUCCCCAACGGCAUCGAGACGAUCCAGGUGCCAUCCGGCAAAGGCUAUUUGCGCAUCACUCCACAGCCGACUGAAGACUAAAAAGAGCAUUCCUUGGCAGCGAGCAUUGUGAUUUGAAUCAUAUUAUAUGACUUUAUUACAAAAAUUAUAAUUAACAAACAAAUCAAA
Drosophila grimshawi is the source of this 851-nucleotide messenger RNA. It is a transcript of the gene Prx6a, whose product is annotated as peroxiredoxin-6. The transcript is spliced from 3 exons. Gene Ontology annotation, molecular function: peroxiredoxin activity. The record is from RefSeq and is a predicted model, not a curated record. NCBI's taxonomy places the organism in Eukaryota, Metazoa, Arthropoda, Insecta, Diptera, Drosophilidae. Gene Ontology annotation, biological process: cellular oxidant detoxification; cell redox homeostasis. Gene Ontology annotation, cellular component: mitochondrion; cytosol. The coding region runs from base 87 to 764 and encodes 225 amino acids.